This is a messenger RNA of Jaculus jaculus (lesser Egyptian jerboa), 942 nucleotides long. RefSeq names its product troponin T1, slow skeletal type (gene Tnnt1). Gene Ontology annotation, cellular component: troponin complex. Gene Ontology annotation, molecular function: troponin T binding; tropomyosin binding. Gene Ontology annotation, biological process: regulation of muscle contraction; sarcomere organization; slow-twitch skeletal muscle fiber contraction. The coding region runs from base 66 to 854 and encodes 262 amino acids. Lineage: Eukaryota; Metazoa; Chordata; Mammalia; Rodentia; Dipodidae. The record is from RefSeq and is a predicted model, not a curated record. The transcript is spliced from 14 exons.
GUGUCCCCAGCAAAGCCCAGGCUCCAGUUGCAGCAUCUGUGAACCCAGCCUUAGGUCACUCCAGUAUGUCGGACACGGAAGAGCAAGACUAUGAAGAGGAACAGGCAGAAGAGGAGGCUGCGGAAGAGGAAGAAGAAGCCCCCGAGGAGCCGGAGCCGGUGGCAGAGCGAGAAGAGGAGCGCCCCAAACCAAGCCGUCCUGUGGUGCCUCCUUUGAUCCCCCCCAAGAUCCCAGAAGGGGAGCGUGUGGACUUUGAUGACAUCCACCGGAAGCGCAUGGAGAAAGACCUGCUUGAGCUGCAGACCCUCAUCGACGUUCACUUUGAGCAACGCAAGCGAGAGGAGGAGGAGCUCAUCGCGCUGAAAGACCGCAUUGAGCGGCGACGCGCGGAGAGAGCCGAGCAGCAGCGCUUCCGCACUGAGAAGGAGCGAGAGCGCCAGGCCAAACUGGCGGAGGAGAAGAUGCGGAAGGAGGAGGAGGAGGCGAAAAAGCGAGCAGAGGAUGAUGCCAAAAAAAAGAAGGUUCUUUCCAACAUGGGGGCCCAUUUCGGAGGCUACCUGGUCAAGGCAGAACAAAAGCGUGGGAAGCGGCAAACAGGACGGGAGACGAAGCUUCGGAUCUUGUCCGAGAGGAAAAAGCCCUUGAACAUUGACUAUCUGGGGGAGGACCAGCUCCGGGAGAAAGCCCAGGAGCUGUCCGAUUGGAUCCACCAGCUGGAGUCCGAGAAGUUUGACCUGAUGGAAAAGUUGAAGCAGCAGAAAUACGAGAUCAACGUGCUCUACAACCGCAUCAGCCACGCCCAGAAGUUCCGCAAGGGGGCGGGGAAGGGCCGCGUUGGAGGCCGCUGGAAGUGAAGAUGCGGGAUGUGACCCACCCACGGUACCCUGGGAGUCAUGACAACGUGUCCCAUCUGUAGCUCGGAAUAAAGGCUUUCUCCAAGCA